Sporothrix brasiliensis 5110 is the source of this 855-nucleotide messenger RNA. RefSeq names its product 2,4-dihydroxyhept-2-ene-1,7-dioic acid aldolase. The record is from RefSeq and is a predicted model, not a curated record. Lineage: Eukaryota; Fungi; Ascomycota; Sordariomycetes; Ophiostomatales; Ophiostomataceae. The coding region runs from base 1 to 855 and encodes 284 amino acids. Gene Ontology annotation, cellular component: cytoplasm. The transcript is spliced from 2 exons. Gene Ontology annotation, molecular function: aldehyde-lyase activity.
AUGCCGUUCGAACUCCCCGUCACAAAGGCCCUCAAAGAGGGCGCCACCACGGCCUACGGCUUCUGGCUGACCUUCCCGAGCUCGGCCGUCGCCCGCACCAUCCUGCGGUCUGCCGCCACAUCGCCCAGCGGCCGCUUCUCCUGGGUCCUCAUCGACGCCGAGCAUGGCCUCAUCUCCGACAAGGACUACUACGAGCUCGCCUCGGCCAUUGCCGCCGAAGGCGCCAGCCCCAUCAUCCGCGUUCCCUGGGCUGAAGAGUGGAUGAUCAAGCGCGCCCUCGACUCGGGUGCCCAUGGCGUCCUGACCCCCAUGUGCCACACCGCCGCCGACGCCGAAAAGAUUGUCGCCUUCUCCAAGUAUCCCGUGCGCGCCGGCGCCGCUCCGGGCACCAAGGGCGGCAGCCGCGGCUACGGCCCUCUGUUUGCCAUUCACGCAUUUCCCGGUGUUGCAGCGGGCGACGACUACGACGCCAGCGCCGAUGCCAAACUGAUGGUCGCCGUGCAAAUCGAAUCGCGCCAGGGCGUCGAGAAUGUCGAGGCCAUUGCAGCCGUGCCCGGCCUGGACACCCUGCUGAUUGGCCCCUUUGACCUGGCCCUACAGAUGGGCGUUGUGCGGGGCGGCGACGAGCACGAGGCCGCCAUCCAAAAGGUGCUGGCUGCGUGCAAGGCCAACGGCAAGAAGGCCGCCAUCUUCUGCACGAGCGGCGAGCAGGCGGCACAGCGCGCGGCCCAGGGCUUCGACCUCGUGUCUGUCAUUACGGACAUUAGCGCGCUGGGCGAAGUCAUGACACAGCACCUCGGCGUCGCCAACGGAACCGCCAAACCCUCCGGUGGCCCGGCGCGGGACGGUUACUGA